Oncorhynchus kisutch (coho salmon) is the source of this 3137-nucleotide messenger RNA. Its product is annotated as ribonuclease P protein subunit p38-like. The record is from RefSeq and is a predicted model, not a curated record. Gene Ontology annotation, cellular component: nucleolar ribonuclease P complex; fibrillar center; ribonuclease MRP complex. Lineage: Eukaryota; Metazoa; Chordata; Actinopteri; Salmoniformes; Salmonidae. Gene Ontology annotation, biological process: tRNA 5'-leader removal. Gene Ontology annotation, molecular function: ribonuclease P activity; ribonuclease P RNA binding.
CCGCAGACAUACAAUAUGGCUGCGCCCAUGGACACAGCACAUUAGUUGUGCGCACUGACCUACAACUGCUUUUUUAAUUGUUAUAAUUGAGGUAAAAACCCGACGACUGUGGAUAAAUAUGGCCACUCCAGGCAAAGUGUCGAAAAAGGAGCGGAAGAAGCAGAUCCCAGCUAAGACGUCUCUGAACUCCCCCUACAGACUGCAAUGGAGCCCGCUGCAGAGUGAUGAUGUACACUUCAUCUUGGACACUCUGAAGAGCAAACUGUCAGCAACUGGCCUGGAAAAGAAAGAGGUGAAAGGGUUUCGACAGUGGGGGAAAAAGAGAAAUAAGAACCCACCUACAGGACAUGACUCGGUAGCUGAGCCCCCACAGAUAACCCUCGACACUAACACCGGAAUGUCUGUUAAACCCAGAGAGCAAGGCUGGACUGACGUAGCCGCUAGGAGGCAGCUGGCCAUCGGCAUCAAUGAGGUCACCAAGGCUCUGGAGAGGAACCAGCUCCGGCUGGUGCUCGUGUGCAAGUCGGUCAAACCGCCGCACAUGACGAGCCACCUGAUAGCGCUGUGCCGGACGCGGGGCGUGGCGGCAUGCCAGGUGCCGCGUCUCAGUGAGAGUGUGGCGGGACUGCUGGGGCUGAAGUGCGUCCUGGCACUGGGAUUCAGACAAGGGGACAGGAACGAGGAUGGGACGUUCUCCGACACUGUGGAAGCCAUUGUACCCAGAGUGCCUGCUCUGCAGGUUGCCUGGAUACCAAGCCCUCCCAGUGAAACAGGUGCAACAGUUGAGGGGCAGGUAGGAGAGGAAGAGGGAACAGCUGCAGGGCAAAUGGAGGUGGAAAAGGGAGAGGAGACAAGAGGCCAAAAACUGAAAAUUGAAGACAUUUCUCCAGACAUUACAGAAUGUCCAUCCUGCGUACUUCAGCCUCUUAAAGUGAAAAAGAUUAUCCCGAACCCCUAUAAAAUACGGAAACCAAAGACUAAGAAAAAGUAGAAGCAAUUUAUGUACAAAAGAUGAGACAAGUUCCAAUCUGGUGGUGGUUCUCCAGCAUGUUUCUCUACUGUUGAUUAUGCUUGGAGGUUACCAUUCAUCUUUCUAGGACUAAUUAAUGGUAGUGUAGGCGGCCUUGGAUGCUGAUUGGAGGUGAUCUCUACUCCCAAAAUCCCAUGGAGGACUUAAAUGAAAUAUUAGACAGCACACUCCGAUGUAUCUUUUAAAGUCUAGAUGAGUUUAUUCCAUCAUGCUGGUAUAGCUUGAGUGAGUAUUUGAAUGAGGUCCUGUCUAAACACUGCUGGUUCUAAUUCCUCAUUUCUUUUACAGCCUGCCAAGGAGUUCAAUAAAAUACUGUUUUUCAGUUAGAGAAAAGUUUGUCCUUUCGAAACUACACAUUGAUAUAUAUAUAUAUAUUUUAAAAACAUGUUAAAUAAGGCAAGGACUUUGGGUGCUCUCACUUGGGGUAUCUGCAUUGUAUCAAAAACUGUCUCGUGCUCAAAUUCAAACAAGUUGAAGUAUACAUCCACAACAGAUCCAACACUCAAGGUGCCUCUGGGACUAAUAAACACAUGGCUGACUCAGAUUCACGGUUUUGGGGAUCAGUUCAAUUUCAGCCAUCUUUAUUUGGAUGCCCAGUGUUCUGUGCCAUUAACAUAGGUCAUCUUCCCUUGCAUGCAUCAUCGGUUGUGCCGUCGGGCACCAGAUUGCUAUAACGUGGUUAGCUGAUACUCAAAAUACCUAUCCAGGCAUUGUAAGAUCUGGCAUGUACCAGCAACGUCUGAGCCGAGGAACCUGACCAUUACCUAGGUUUGGGCACAGCCCCAGAUAGACCACGUUCAGAGCCACACCUCAGAAACACUAAAAGCAAGUAACUCCCCACAAGGGCAGCGUAAGAAUGAGAACUACACACUUGCUCUUUCCAUGACCAAAUGACUUGGUGAAAGCUAUGAUCCCUUAUUGAUGUAACUUGUAAAUCAGCUUCAAUCAGUGUAGAUGGUGAGGAGACAGGUUAAAGACAGUUUUAAGCCUGAGAGAUGGAUUGCGUAUGUGUGCCAUUCAGAGGGUGAAUGGGCAAGACAAAAUAUUUAAGUAACUUUGAACAGGAUAUUGUAGUAGAUGGCAAGGGCACCGGUUUAUGUGUCAAGAACUGCAACGCUGCUAGGUUUUUCACUCAACAGUUUCCCAUGUGUAUCAAGAAUGGUCCCCUACCCAAAGGACAUCCAGCCAACUUGACAACUGUGGGAAGCACUGGAGUCAACAUGGGCCAGCAUCCCUGUGGACCGCUUGACACCUUUUAGAGUCCAUGUCCCGACGAUUGAGGCUGUUCUGAGGGCGAAAGAGGCUGCAACUCAAUAUUAGGAAGGUGUUCCUAAUGUUUUGUACAUUGUAUUUUCCCCAUGUAAACCAAAAAACAUUUCCCCCCCCACGUACACAAUCAACUAACUCAGUUUCUCAUUGACAGGGACACUGUAGUAACCAUGACAUCAGCAAACAGAACAACAGCUGUUUUCUCUCAUCACAGGUUCCUUCAUGUUCUGGAUCAUACACAAGGAGCUGCCUGAUACUCCUACCCAAAACCUUUAUCUAUAGGUGAAGAUGCAGGUUUGAUUUUUAAGGGGUUUUAACAAAUACUGACAGACAUGGGAGGAAUGGUGACAGAACACACAACAUAAAAGCACAAUCCUAAAUAUCAGAAUUGUGCCUGGGGAAAAAAUUGGGACCUUUUAAAAAUAAUAUAUGCUGUUAGCUGCACAAAAUAAAUAAAAACAAUUUAAAAAUAAAAUUCCCAUCCUGCAUUUUAUGUUUCUCAAACACUCAGAUAUUGAAAAACCUAAACACACAAAACAGAAAUAAUCGAUAUAUAAAAUGCACCUGGGGUUGUUAAGGAGCCUUUCAUUCAGUUAAGAACUUAAGAUUUGUGCUUCAAAUACGUUCUUCCUCAAAAAUCCCUAGAAUCCCCUCCCCUCUUAACCGUUCAUAGGAACACUAAAGUCAAUAACAUCUACGCUAGUUGAAUCUUUCCUCUCCCACCCCCCAUAUUCCACACUACAGGAAUAAAUGUGUUCUGGCAUUAAAUGCACAGGUUACUACAUUUCUGCACUGUCCAACAAACACAGUUACCAAUGCACCUUUUUGAAUAAAACAA